Molecule: messenger RNA, 4923 nt
Organism: Alligator sinensis (Chinese alligator)
Lineage: Eukaryota; Metazoa; Chordata; Crocodylia; Alligatoridae
Gene: CCDC171
Product: coiled-coil domain containing 171
Exons: 26
Coding region: 680-4804 (1374 amino acids)
Source: RefSeq, a predicted model, not a curated record
GCUCUAACUUGAAGAAUCAUACUUUCCUCCAACAUUUGGUGCCCGAGGCCGGUGCACUGGGUCCAUAGCUGCCUUGGCUGUUCCCCAGCACUAGGGACGUGGAGCCGCCCGCUGGGAACAGCGCUGCGUGCGGCGGAAGGAGAAAUGAACCCUCUCCUUUUGCCAUGCCUCCCGAGCGCGCGUGCGCCCAAUAGUCCGCCACAUUCUUCGCGGGCACUCACCGCGCAGGCACCCUUCCACUCUCCCAGGGCGCACUGCGGUUGUUCGGAAGGGUCUCGGCCCCUUUGGAGCGUCACACGUCACAAUGCUCCCUCUGUCCAGUCGGAAGCCCCGCCGCGGGGCUGGGGGCGGGGCCGGAGCCCUGUUGCGCGCUUGUUACCGGAAACGGCAGUUGCUAACCUCUCCGGUUGGCUGCGGGGGAGCGGCCUGGCUCGCCAAGACCCACCGGCCGCCGCCCGGUCCUAGUGCCGGCCUUUCACCAGGCUCCGGGUGCUCUGCUCUGAUGCCCUCCCACAGCCCCCUCAGCAGGGGCCGGGAGACCCCGGUGAGGUUUUAAUGUACUGAUAUGAUGUGGGGAAGAAUCUUCUUUGAAAUUUCUUGAUUCCUGUAAAAUAAUUUUACUAUCAAAGACUAUUCAUUAUCCUGAGAACAUAGAUUAGAAGGCUGGAAAGUGGUAGUCAUGAGUUCCUCCUCUCCAAUCAAUCACAGUGUUCCUGAGAUCAAACGCUUGCAAUACGUCCAGAGUGAAUUGAGAUUAUUACAGAAUACCAGUGAAUUGGAUUUGGACACUACAGAAGAUCUAAGGAGGAAACUCUACCAAGCCAAAAAAGAAAAACUGGACAUAACGACCAAACAUAACCAAGAUCUGUCUAAUUAUGAAAGCCAGAUUGCCAAGUUACGAUGUGAAGUUGAGAAAGGAGAAGCUGUUCGACAAGGUCUAGAGUAUGAACUAGCUAUUGCUAGAAAGGAUGCUGGUCUUGAAAGAUAUUCUGCAGAAGAAAAGUUAAAUGAAGCAAGCAAACGACUUGGACAACUGCAAGCAAUUAAUGCAGAGCUUCAAAAGAAAGUGACAGAGACUGAGAGAGCCUUUCAUAUUGCUCAGCAGAAGUGGAAAGAGCAUCAGCAAAGACUUGCAGCUGACUUAGAGGAGAAAGAUAAAAUCCUCAAGACCUGUAACAGUGAAUAUGAAUUGCUUCUGAAGGAGAGGACUAAAUUGGAAAGUGUUCUACAGGAAACUAUGGAGCAUCACAAAGAACAAAGGAAUAUGAUGGAAUCACAGAUCAGGGAGACUACAUUUAAGGAGUUUAGGUUUCAGUCAGAACAGUGGGAAGCAGGAAGAAGAGACUUCCAGAUCAUGUUGCAGAAGUUUGGAAGACUGAGAGGUUGCAUGUGGAGACUACAGCUGGUGGAAUUUGGAAGAGAAUCUGUUUCAAUUUCUACUCCCUACAGUAUUACCUUUUCAACUCCGCUUACUGAAAUAAAAUAUUAUAGUAAACCUUGGGCUUCUUUUCAGGAGCGAAAUAAUGCAGUACAGAGUAUGCGCAAGAAAAUAAAAGACCUAGAAUUGGAACAUAAUGACUGCCCUGAGAUCCUGCGGCGACAAGCCAGUGAGCUUGAAUACGGCGCAGAACGAGAGGAGAAACUUAAAAAAGCACUUGAGGCAGCUACAGUGAGAAUAAAGACAUUAGAAGAAAAUAUUGAAGCAGAGAGAGCAGCACAUCUGGAAUCCAAAUUCAGUUCUGAAAUCAUUCAGUUAAGGGUUCGAGACCUUGAAGGGGCUUUGCAAGUGGAAAAAGCCAGCCAAGCAGAAGUUCUCUCAGAUUUGGAAAUGAUCAAGAAAGAGUUCAAAGAGGUAGAAAAUGCAUAUGAGAGAGAGAGACAUAAUGCCCAAAAGAGCUUGGAGAAACUUAAUAAGUUAGAAAGAGAGUACUUUUCUACAAACAAGCAACUAAGCGAAGAGAUCAAGGAAAAGAAGAAAGUAAUUACAGACCUCUCUGUGAGACUUCAGGAUAAUGAAAAACAUUGCCAAGAAUUACAGGAAGAUCUUGCAAUGGCCAAGAAACACCAGUCCUUCUUAACAGAUACAUGUGAAAACAACCUAAGAGAGCUCGAGUUACUCUUGGACAGCUUUACUAUGUCAAGCCAGCGGACAGCAGGCACUUGCAAGGACAAAGAUAAACCUCCAAGCCUCUCUGUUGUCCUUGAGACUUUGAGGCAUACCUUGACAGAUUACAAGAACAAGCUGGAAGACUCAUCUAAUGAGCUAAAAAAAAUUAAAGCUUCUUGUGAAAAGAUGACAGAAGAGCUUGAUUCAUUCAAACAGAAAUUAGGGUCUCAAAGUCGAGACCUUGAGGAAGCUUGGAAUAACCUGACUGAUGCCAAUAAAGAGUUAAAUCAUUUGCGCACUAAAUGUGCAGACAGAGAGUCUUUAAUAGGCACUUUAAAAAUGGAACUACAGAAUGUACUGCACUGCUGGGAGAAAGAGAAAGUGCGUGCCACAGAUUCUGAAAAUGAAAUCCAGAAGCUUACCAGGGCUUACCAGAAGGAUACAGAGGAGAAGCUAACCUUCCUUCACACUUUAUAUCAGCAUUUGGUAGCAGGCUGUGUGCUUAUAAAACAACCAGGAGGCAUGCUGGAUAAAUUCUCCUGGCCUGAGCUUUGUGCAGUCUUACAGGAGAAUGUUGAUGCCCUGAUCUUAGACCUCAACAGGGCUAAUGAGAAGAUAACUCAUCUAGAAUAUAUUUGUAAGAAUAAGUCUGAUACCAUGAAGGAGCUUCAGCAGACACAGGAAGACACUUUUAACAAAAUGGCUGAACAGAUGAAAGCACAAGAAAGCUGUUGGCAGAGACAGAAAAAGGAGUUGGAGCAGCAGUACUCUGGACUCCUUGGGGAAAUUCAGGCAAGGGCACAGAAAUAUCAAGAAAUGGCAGAAAAAAACAAGGAAAAAAUUUCUGUGAUUGAAAACGUGCGGGAGAAGUUGGUCCUUGAACAUUCCCACUUGAAAAGUACGUUAACCCAGGCUCAAAAGGACUGCUCAUCUCUGCUUGCAGCCUGCGCACUAAUGGCUGGUGCCUUCUAUCCUCUAUACAGCCGAACUUGUGCCUUGUCUACACAAAGAGACUUUCUGCAGGAUCAAGUCCACACCUAUGAAGCACUCAACCAGGAAAUUAGGACUCUUGUUCAUGCUUUGUCUGGCAUAGAGGAAAAGAAGCAAGAUGAACUGAAGAUAAAGAAAAAACACUUCAAAGGCAUGAUAUGUGUAUUCCGGAAAGGUGUUAUUGCAGUUCUGGCAGCAAACAGGCUUAAAAUUUUGGGACAGUCAUGUAGUUCUCUUUUCUCCUGGGUAGAUGGUUUCAGAGAAGGUGUAGGAAUCCUUGUUUGCAUAGGACAGUCCAAGGACAAGUUUGAUCUGCCAAAACCUCAAAAGGAACAGUUGCGUUGCCUUGAAGCUCUCAGCUGGUUUGCGAGUUCUGACCUCCUUGCUGCAAUAAUAACUUCUGUUGCUGAAUUACAGGAAGUUGUUGGCAAAACAGAUCCAAAUUCCUGGCUUUGUGGGCCCUUACUCAUCAGUGCAGCCAGGAAUUCUUUUUCAAAGCUCAUGGACAAAUUUAACAUAAUAAUGGAGACUAUACAACUGGAUAACAGCAGGAGCAUUACGUAUAUAGAGAAGGACUCCUUGGUGCAGAGACUAGCUUGUGGACUUCAUAAAAUAAAUGCACAGGCCCUGAAAGCUGGAUUAAAUGAAAGAGUACCCAUUACGAAAAGCAUAGCAUCUCUGCAGAAGCAAAUAUUUGAAUUUACACAAAGGCUGCAUACAGCAGAAGUGGAACGUCGUUCACUCCGCUUAGAACUUGCAGAAUUCAAACGGAAUUUGAAUGAGAUGAAAAAAGAGGCUGACAAAGCCCAGAACCUGCAAGAGCAAUUAAAUGCGUUUAAGCAAUCUAAACUGAUCACCCAUGAGAGGUUUGAAAGUGCAUGUGAAGAAUUGAAUAAUGCAUUACAUCGAGAGCAGCAGGCACAAAUGCUUUUGAAUGAGCAGGCGCAACAGCUGCAAGAGUUAAAUUACAAACUAGAAUUGCACUCCAGAGAAGAAGCAGACAAAAACCAAACCCUAAGUGAAGCUGUAAAGAGUCUCUCCGAGGCAAAGAUGGAGCUGAGAAGAAAAGAUCAAUCUCUGCGUCAGCUCAAUAGACAUCUUACCCAGCUGGAGCAGGACAAGCGUCGACUAGAAGAGAGCAUCCAUGAUGCAGAGAGUGCCCUCCGCAUGGCAGCAAAAGAUAAAGAAUUAAUUGCUAGUUACAUGAAAUCAGUGGAAGCCAACCUUCAAAAGGUCAGAGAUCAGAUCUCGCUGUCACGGACUGCGGCAACCAGGAAUGACUUCACCCUGCAGCUACCCAAACUGCACCUGGAGACCUUUGCAAUGGAAGGGCUGAAGGGCGGGCCAGAGGUUGUAGCAUUUCAGGCUAUGGUUAAGAGUUUUAUGAAUGUCUACCAACUUGCAAGCUCCAGAGUCGCUACACUAGAGAGAGAAAUAGCAUCUCAUCGACAUCACAUUACAGUUCUGAAAUCAGAGCUCCAAACAGCUUGUCUUCGUGAACAUGAAAGCUUACAAUCAGUUUUUUUUUUUAUUUACUCCAGAGUUCACAGGACAGUUCAAACAUCACCAUGGCUUCCAGAUCAGUGCUUCAGCCUGAUCAGAGCUGUAUUCCAGAUUUCUUGCCAUUGCAAGCUGAGCCAGAUACAUCGUACAGCUUUACACACAAUAGACCCCCUUCUCAAUCUUCAUCCUUUUCCUCUUCCCUGAAUGUCUUGGCUAGCCCCAAAAGGACUGUACAGAAUGGAUUUUAAGAUUCUUUGUGCUGUAUUACUAAAAGAACAGGUUGUAUCAACAUUAAAUGAUGCAAUUAAAAUAUUUUAUUGGGA